AUGAGACUUUGCAGAUCGGGUACAACAACUACCGCAUAUCGGAAAAGAAGAUGGUUACCAUUUCCAUGCUCCCACUACACCACAAACACCAUGGACACUACAAGAAUCAAAACAGGCUUCCACCCAAACACAUCACGCUCCAACUUCCAACUCAAAGAUCUUGUGGCCAAUGGCCAACUAGCCCAAGCACACCAACUGUUCGAUCAAAUGCGCCAUAGAAACACUCACUCAUUUUACACUCUGAUUUCUGCCUAUGUCAACUCAGGCAAUCUUGCUCGUGCAAGAGCCUUGUUUGAUGACAUGCCUGUUAGAACCGAGGUGUCAUGGACGAUAUUAAUUGGUGGCUAUUCAAAGCACAAUCAACCUGUGGGCGCCUUCAAGCUGUAUGCUGAAAUGUGCAGAUGGGGAACACCUCCCGACGAUGUGACCUUUACAACGCUCUUCUCUUGUUGCAACGAGACCCUGAUGACAAAAACAAUAACUCAAGUGCAUUCCCAUGUUAUCAAACUGGGGUUUAAUUACACCCUUAAGGUUUGCAACAGUUUACUUGAUGCUUACUGCAAAACUGACACCCUUGAGUUGGCUAAUCAAGUUUUCACAGAGAUGCUGACAAGGGAUUCCGUGACAUUCAAUGCAAUGAUUACCGGAUACUCAAAUAAAGGCUUGAACAACCAAGCGAUAAACCUCUUCAUAGAAAUGCAAAAUUCGGGUGUGAUCCCAUCUGAGUAUACUUUUGCAGCAGUUAUAUGUGCCACCAUGGGUCUAAACGAUGUUCCUUUAGGGCUUCAAUUUCAUACUCUUGUAAUCAAAUCCAACUUUAUUUGGAACAUAUUUGUGUCAAAUUCCUUUCUUGACUUCUACUCGAAACAUGAUUCUAUAGACAAUGCGAAACAACUGUUCGAUGAAAUGACUUUGUUGGAUUGUGUUUCUUACAAUGUGAUCAUCACUGGAUUUGCAUGGGCUGGAAGAUUGAAGGAAUCACUUAAUCUCUUCCAUGAAUUACAGUUGACUAGCUUUGACCGGAAACAGUUCCCUUUUGCAACAAUGCUAAGCCUAGCAGCAAAUGAAACUAAUCUCAAAAUGGGGAGACAAAUCCAUGCUCAGAUUUUAGUGACAGAGGCCAAUUCGGAUAUCCAAGUCAGCAAUGCAUUGGUCGACAUGUAUGCAAGAUGUAACAAAUUUGAAGAAGCUAACGUCAUCUUUUCAUCCCUCCUCAACAAAAACUCAGUUCCAUGGACUGCUAUAAUCUCAGCAUAUGUUCAGAAAGGAUUCUACAACGAAGCUCUUGAUAUUUUCAAACAGAUGCGUGAAUCCCAUGUCUAUGGCGACCAAGCAACUUUCGCAAGCACGUUAAGAGCUUCUUCAAACCUAACGUCUCUUUCACUAGGUAAACAAUUACACUCUUGUAUGAUCACAUCCGGUUGCAUCUCAAAUGUCUUCUGUGGUAGCUCUCUCCUUGACAUGUAUGCAAAAUGCGGACACAUAAAAGACGCAAUCCAAGUGUUCGACGAAAUGCCACUUAGAAAUAUAGUCUCAUGGAACACCAUGCUAACAGCCUACGCACAAAUCGGGGAUGGUGAAGCCACAAUACAAACCUUUAACAAGUUGGUCAACUCCGGGGUCAAACCCGAUUCGGUUAGCUUCCUCGAGGUUCUAACCGGUUGUAGUCAUAGUGGGCUUGUUGAUGAAGGUCUUUCUUAUUUCAAAUCCAUGACUCAAAUUGUUGUGAAAAGAGAACACUACGCAUCGAUAGUUGAUUUGUUGUGUAGAUGUGGACGAUUUCAUGAAGCCGAGAAAAUAAUGGACGAAAUGCCGUUUGACCCAGAUGAAAUCAUGUUGACUUCGGUGUUGAGAGCGUGUAGGAUUUACAAAAAUCAAGAUUUUGCUAAAAGGAUGGCGGAUGCUUUAUUCAACAUGGAGGUUUUAAGAGAUGCGGGUGCGUAUAUCACCAUGUCUAGUAUAUAUGCAGAAGCGGGUCAAUGGGAAGAUGUUAGCAAAGUGAAAAGGGAAAUGAAGAAUCGCGGGGUUAAGAAGUUACCCGCGUAUAGUUGGGUUGAAGUUAACCAUGAAGUUCAUGUUUUUAGUGCAAAUGACCGAAUUCACCCUCGAAUUGGUGAAAUUUGGGAGAAGAUUGAUGUUUUAGGGAGGAAGAUGGAAGAGGAAGGGUAUAAGGCGGAUACGAGUGUGAUUGUUCAAAAUGUGAAUGAGGAUGUUAAGUUGGAAUCUUUGAAGUAUCAUAGUGAGAGGCUUGCGAUUGCGUUUGCGCUUAUUAGUACACCCGAAGGGUCGCGUAUUGUGGUGAUGAAGAAUUUGAGAGCUUGUGUGGAUUGUCAUAGUGCAAUUAAGGUUAUUUCUAAAAUUGUUGGGAGGGAUAUUGUGGUGAGGGAUUCGAGUAGGUUUCAUCAUUUUAAAGAUGGAUGUUGCUCAUGUGGGGAUUAUUGGUGA
Messenger RNA from Lactuca saligna, 2445 nucleotides. NCBI's taxonomy places the organism in Eukaryota, Viridiplantae, Streptophyta, Magnoliopsida, Asterales, Asteraceae. The record is from the annotation of a GenBank genome assembly.